Molecule: messenger RNA, 25927 nt
Organism: Bactrocera dorsalis (oriental fruit fly)
Lineage: Eukaryota; Metazoa; Arthropoda; Insecta; Diptera; Tephritidae
Exons: 2
Coding region: 24320-25324 (334 amino acids)
Source: RefSeq, a predicted model, not a curated record
CUUCGAAUUUCCUGCAAGAAACAAUUGUUGAUUUGAUGUUUCUUCGCAAAACCAGGUUUGCCAUAUUCACAUUUUAUUGAAACAAAGUAUUAAAAAUUAGUACUAGCUUUCUUAAGAGCUGCGUACUAGCACAAGUAACUUUAUCGCAGGAACGUUUCUGGACCGUUUCUUAAGCGUUUUUUUAUAUGAAGUUUUUACGUUUCUUGAGAGCUGCGUACUAAGCUUAAGAAAUGAACACUUACUUAUGUAUGUAUAUAUUUUCUUAGAUUACACUACAUACGUAAUACUAAACUGCAGCAUUAAUCAUGAAAUACAAUAAAAUAUUUAGGUACGUAUGUACGAAUAAUUUGUCUACAAUAUGUAUUUGGUAAUUUGCAUUUGGUAAUCAUGAAAUAAGUAGGUAGGUAAUAAGUUUAAUUUGGUUUAAAAUAUUUGGUAAUUGUCAUUUGACGUAAGCAACUUUUUCUCUUCAUUGCUGCUAUAUCACGAAUUCGUUUCAGUUGUAGUAGACUCACAGUAUCACUCUAGGGGUAUUCUCUCGCUCUUGCAAACCCCUUGCACGGUGCAAGAAUUGCAUAUAUUUCCUCUCGGUUCACCGGCACAAGAACAAACACACGCAGAAAAUUAUUUGCAAGGGCUGUAAAAUAUGUCAGACCAAAAACCAUGUAUAUUUGCGUGUAAUGUCAUGGAAAAAUAUAAUUGCAACCCUGUUUUAGCUGACAUUUUACAUAAAGUCAUAUAGCGUCGUUAAAUUGUCUCUUACGCUUUGGCAGGUUUAAAUAUGUAGACGUGACCCGCACGUCAGAGCGGAGUCACAAUUGCAAAUGAACUAAAACAAUAAUGAAACGCGCGGGGCAGCGGCAGCGACCCCACCUGCGCGAGCGGAAUAUGCAAGUUCCGACACGUUCAUGAUUCUAUAAUUUCUACGUAGGUACAUAUAAAUUGGUCGCGAUUGGUGGUCCGGAUAAUCGCGAAUCCGUAUAACUGAGGGCCGGAUAAACGAGUUUCUACUGUAUAAAUAUAAUAUACAUAAAUAUAUAGAAACAAGCUAAUAUGGAACGAUAAAACAGUUAAUCCUAAUAUUAGAAGAGAACUAAUAAGAAAUGUAAAGUUAGUUAGUCUUAAGAUUCACUUUAAUAAAGACGGUCGUGUGAACAAAAGGCCGAAGCUCUGUUUUUUUUUUCUAAACCAUAACUGGCGCAGUCGGGUAAACUUUGAUCAAAAGAUCAAAGAAUUCGAACAAUCGCAUUGCCGAAAAUAUAUUUAAAAAGAUUAAUUUAAAAAAAAUAAUCGAAAGUUUUAUGCCGAAAAAAAGAAAUCAAGAUUAAUGUUAGAAAUAAUUAAACGAUACAUAAAUCAGUGAAAUUAGUUAGAAAUAUAGAACAAAUAAAAGUGCAAAAAGUUUAAAAUGAAUACUAAAAUACAUAUUAAAAAAAAGAAAAAUGAGAAAAUAGUAAAAAAUUCUAUAAAAAUCGAAACAGAAGUGCAAAAAAUUUAAAAUAAAUAAUUAAAUAUACACAUCACUUGAAAAAUAUUAAGUAAAAAUAAAGCGUUAUAUAAAAAGCAUUAAAAUCUUAAAGAAAAAGAAAAGUGAAAUAAGUGCUAGAAGUGAUAAAAAAUUUAGAAAAAGUCGCAAGUCGUGCUAAAAAGUAUCACAAAAAAGUACAGUAUCGACAAAGCUAAAAUUGACAGCUUUCAACACACGUUAAAACAGUAACAACGGAAAUUGCGGUAUAUACAUAUAUACAUAUGUAUAUGUACAUAUAUAUAAAGCACAGUUUCGAAAAAAACAGUAAAAUAAUACUGUUUAAUAUAAAACAAAAUUGUCUAAAAAGUACAGUAUCGACAAAUAUACAUAUAUAUAAUAUAAAGCACAGUUUCGAAAAAAGCAACUACAUUUUUUAAACCGUUUUGUACCAAUCAACAAAACCAAUUCACAGUUCAAACAAAAAAAAUUUCACAUGGUAACAAAAUUAAAGCCAACUUUCGACAUAAAGUAGUAAAGCGUGCUACCUAUCCUAUUCUUCAUCAAUUUUUUUUUAUCGAAAAAAACGUUUUUUUCACAUUAUCUAAAAAUAUAUAUAUAUUAAAAAAAAAAUAAACUAAAACAAAAGCGAAAAAUAUUAAAACAAAAAAAGAAUUGAAAUAUUAAUAAUGUGUCAAAAUAUAUAUAUAUAUGAAUAUUGGGAAAAAAUAAAUAAAACAAAUGAUUUAAAACGAAAACGAAAAAAAAUAUAUUAAGAAAAAAAUUUAAAAUAUUUUUAUGAAAAUUAAACAAUUUAAGAAUUACAAAAAAAAGAACGAAAAAAAAAACAUUUAUAAAACAUAAAAAUCUAUACAGACAAUCGAAUAUAAUCAUCAAAAUAAAGCAAAACACGCCAAGUUAUACUGGUUAUAGUGAAAAUAUUGAAAACAGGGAAAAAAUAUUAAAUAUAUAUAUUAAUAAAAAUAAUAUUAACAUAUUAAUAAAAAAGAAAAAAAAAAGUAUUUCUAAAAGCAAGACUACAUACAGUUACGCGGAUAUAAUAAGGACAGCGGCAUACAAUUAACUAAGUUAAUGUGCACACAGAAAUAGAAACAAAAUACAAUUAAAAAAAGUUUCUAGAAUGUUUAAAAGAUUUACAAAUAAAAGGAGAAUACGUCUUUACUUUCUCACAACUGGUCCAAAAAGAAAUACUUCGCGGACCACAUCUUCAAACCACAACUAAAACGAUUUAUUUACAACUACUACAACAAUGGAGAAUCUAAACCAAACCAUCGCCGAGCUGGAGAGGAUUAUCGUAAGGCAGGAAGAAUUGCGACAAUACUACAACUACCAAUGAACCAACAACCACAAUUUUACAGAUUUCACAUGUCACCAAGGGACAUCAUGGACCAAAUCCGGAGAAUGAAAUGGAAUAUACAUAUUUGACCCUUUAAAACUGAAAAUUUAGAUAGGGAUCUUGUUGAUAUAAUGUUAGAGAAAAUCGAUUGCCCUAUAAGGGCACAUAUAACCGAAACGGAAACAUUAAAUGAUAUUAUCGUAAAAUAUUCAAAGUUAAAAUUGCUUCAGGACAAAAGAGCUACUGAUUAUAGACAUCGAAAAUAUGUCGAUAAAAACAAAGUAAAUUACGAAGGUUUCAAGAAAAAUUAUAGAUCUUAUGAACAUAAUAAAAUUUCAGACAAUAGACAAACCAAACCAACAAACGACAGUAGACAACAAAGCGGGAACAAUAAAAAUUACAAUUAAAUGUAAUACAAAUUUUAAUCGCAACAAUUACAACAAUCGGAAUAAUUACGAUUACGGGUAUAACAAUUCUACAAAUAAAAUACAACCAAAUUUACCGAGACAAACUAAAAGCUCUCACAUGAGCGUCAAUUACAAUUCAAGUACAAGUCGUUUGUCCAAUAAUUCAAAUUUGAUGGAAAUUGGCAUUGGUGAAGAAAAAGAAGUAAAUUUUUUAACACCGCCUCAAACCCUCAACUCCCUAUAAUAACAGUAACAAUAGGAAAUCACAGAAUUAAAUGCCUAAUAGACACAGGUUCAACAACUAGCAUUAUAAAACCAAACGCUCUAUUAGAAAAUUUUCAGAAGGAAAAACUUUCCAAACCGUUAUGCUAUGGAACUAUCAACGGAAUUAAUGAAAUAAAAUAUAAAAUUGUAACACAAAUUUGCGCACUCGAUAAACUUUCUUUUACGCAUGAAAUCAAAUAUCAAAUUAAUACAACAAACGAUAGACCCAUUUAUUCGAAAAUUUGUAGGUAUCUACAAGUUCACGAAUUAGAAAUACAAAAACAAAUAAAAGAAACGUUCGAACAUAAUAUAAUUAGAGAAAGCAAAAGCCCUUUGUGGAUAGUUCCCAAAGAAGCGGAUGCAGACAGAAAUAAAAAAUUGCGUAUCGUAGUCGAUUACAGGAGAUUAAACGAAAUUACUAUUAGCGAUAAAUUCCCGACACCUUAUAUCGAUGGUAUCAUGGAUAAACUAGAAAGAGCACAAUAUUUUUCCUCUAUCGAUCUCGCGAAAGGAUUUCCUCUAUUUUUUCUGAGCUGGUAAGCGUUUCUACCAGUAUCGAUCAUGAAAGAUAUGUAGUGAUGAUCACUGCCAGUGUAAUCCUCCAGGACUAUCCAAUUAUUUAUUGAGCCUGCCAUGCGUUCUUUUGAUAGGGUGAUGUCUGGUGUGGUUUCCUCUCAUCACGGCCUUCUGAACGUGGUUGCAUUUCUCGUGUGGAGCACUAUUAGACCUAGCCGCGCAGCCUUUUUAAAAUUCGUUUUGCUCUCGAGUCAGUGUUUGGCAAACCCCACUACGGCUCUGGAGUUUAGGUCUCCGGCGAUAACUGUUCCUGUAUACUAUCGCAUGGCGUCAAGUAGCAGCUAAUUACUGUAAAAAUGUUGCACUUGGCCCAGACGAAACCGUUGCCGUUCCCAUUGCUUACCGUGGUGGCGUUACUCCCUGGUAGUAACCAUAUAGCGGCGGUUGAGCUGCUAUCUUCUAGCCAUGUAUUUACCUCUCUCUUUCUUUUUGUAUUGCCCGCUUAUAAUGAUUAUCUCGUAGUCGUUUUCCAUCACCAUUUGCGAGAGUAGUGGGUCAGCGGCCUUGCAUUUAUGCAUGUUGGCUUGUAGGAUCUUUUUCUGUUUCGGUAGUUCCUAUAUACCGAACAUUUUGCGGAGUCCGGGAUGUGAUCGGCUUUUUCGUGUUUAGCCUCUUCGCAAAGGCAGCAUGAAGGAGGCUUUGUGCACUCUUUCAAUUUGUGCCCUGGUUGGCCGCAUUUUAUGCAGACACCUUGUCCUCUUCUGUCGGGCCCUUUGCAGUCCCAGAUUAAAUGCCCUGGUCCAAAGCACCGGAAGCACCUUUUGGGGGUUUCUUUUAGCCGCCGCCUGCAAUUAACCCGUCCAAUUUUGAUGCGUGCCUGUCGCAUCAGUGUGUCUGCCCUAUCUUGGUCCAGCGUUAUGUAUGCCCUUACCUGCUCUCUUGUGUUAGGAGCUGUUAUAUUAAUUGAUAAGUCUUCAGUGGGGUCCUGUAGCGCUUCUUUGACAGCCACUGCAACUUCCUCUUUUGUUGUGAGCGAGUCGAGGUCUCUGAUUUCUAUGGUAGACUUAGUUUUAAGGUCGGCGACAGUUGCAGUCUCUUUAAGUGUGGACUUGAGUGCCUCACAGAAGCUGGCCUUUGUGGACCGUCCCUUCUCUGGCUCUAGUAAAAGGGCCCGGCUCUUGUUUUGCGAAUGCCCUUGAUCUUGACCUCUGCUUUUUUUAGAUCUACCUUACUACGGAUAUUCUUGAGGACUUCGGCGUAGCUAUUCCCUUCUGCUGGUUUUAUUAUAACGGCCUCUGUUUGUCCUUUAGGCCUAUUAUUUGCUUUCUGGCUUGCAACCGUGUUGCUGAUUUGUUGUCUCUUUUUUGCGUUUUUGGGCGCUUCUUCGCCCGUUCCUUCGUUUGCGUGGGUCUUUCUUGGCUUUUUAGGCAAAACUUUUUGCCACUGGCCGUCGUUUUUGCACUGUUUCUCGUGGCUCCACAGGGCUUGUCGCACGGCCCUUCGAGGUUGUUGACUCGGGGGUCGUGAUGCGUCUGCUUAGAUGUGCUCGCCUUUUUUCGUUUUCUGCAGUGAGCCAGUUUCUGCGGUAGCUCUUUAUGACGUCGAAGAGUUCGACUAGCUGUGCCGUUCCAUUCUUGAUGUCCAUGCUGACGUUCUUCUGUUUUGCCAUCGCCAACUUCAUUUUUUUCGUUAUACUCUUGCACUUUUCUAGGGAUUCCUCUUCUGCCCGUCUCAUUUGGGUGAUGUACUCUUGUUUCGGCGAGCUUUGGCAGCUGGGGUGCUCUUCCCUUCUCCUUGUUUUGCCGGUGCCUGCUUGUGUGACCGGAGUCUCUCUUGUGACUGUCUUUUCUCCAUUUUCGUCUGGUUGUUUUGGAGUGGCGAUGAGUACGGGGGAUCUGAGUACCCUACUGCUUCUACGGAAGACUGUCCCGUACUCCUCUUCUUGGCCAUCUUUGUUCUGUUGUUCUUUUUGUUGGGGUUUUUGUUGUUGUUGCGGUGUGUUCUUUUUUUCUAUUGGGUCUCCGCCUCAAGCCGCUAUCUUCGCACGUUGUAAUAGUCGCCCUUAAUGAACCCCGUGGUUAUCUAUGAAAUCCGGGAGGCCACGAGAGGGUUGACACAAAUCCUUAUGGGAGCUUAUGUUCAGAGCCAGGUUCGGGCAGGAAUCAGGAGCUCGUCUCAACUGAACCUGUACGGCCAAGGAAAUUUGGGCGACGUGCAUUGAACGUACUUGAAGACCUGCCAUGGUUUUAACGAGACGGAGGUGAGAGCAGUAUUAACUUGCCAGCCAUUUCGAUAAGAUAUCACUCCUAUCUACUGAGGUGACAGAAUAGUGCCCUCCCCAGCCCUUUGUCAAUCUGACCCGUAUCGGUUUUCCAGUACACCAUAAUCAGAAUUUUACUGGUCUCAAUUCUGACGGGCUUUUGCCCAGGCUUGUUCGUCGUCUUCUGUUCCCUUGUUGCUUUGUUGCCUUCCUCUCUUGGGUAGGUUCUCCUUCGGUGCAACCCCGGUGGGGGUUGUGGACGCUUAUUUUAAGGCGGCAUCUUCUCGCCUCUUCGCGGGGGUUCAUUUGGUGCGUGAGGCGUUUUGAGCCAAGCCCUCCUCUCCUGCAGCUCUUGGUGGGGGGCUGCGUAUUACUAUUCGCAGCUAACCUACUUAGCGUAGACCGUCCACUAUCCGCCAGCUGUGACCCCGGUAAUAGCCUGAGCUCUGCCUUACCUUGGGCCUUGUUGAUGGUCAUCGCAAAUGAUUAACGCACAAGAUAUUAUAAUCUUCGUAAUCGUAUCAAACAUACUUCACAUUCUGCUUAAGAAGUGAAUACGAGUAUCGUAUCUUCAAUCAAAUUUGGCAAUAACUUUUUCUCUGCCAAUAUGGUGCCAUAACACAGUUUUGGUGGAUUAAUAUUUCGCAAUAAUAUAAACAAAGGACCAACCAAAAUUCAAGCAGUGCGGUGGCAUACCAGCCAGUUCCGAUGAAUUUAAAAAUUCAAUUGGAUAAUUCAUUGCCUGAUCUUCAUUCAUAACACUAGCAAUUGAUUUAUAAAAAUAAAAUAAAAAAAACUACAUCUGGCAAUUUCACUUGAAUUUGAAAAUUGAUGGCUACCAAUGCCAUUCCUCGGUGCUAAAAUUACGCGCUCUCUCGACCAAUCAAGAUUUCUAUAAUUGUGAAGAGUUGUGUAUAUAUCUCCAAAGACCUGAUGACUUCAAACCGGCAUUUAUUUCAGUUAAAGAUUUUGAAGACUUCCUUCUCAAACUUGCGCUAGAAACCAGAGGCAAAUCACAAAUUAUAAUCGCAGGCGACUUCAAUGUGUGGUCGACCGCUUGGGGUAGUAAGCGCACAAACCAUCGUGGUUACGAUCUUGAAAAUACUUUUCAAAAGGGAAACAAAGGCUCCAUAAUCGACGUCAUGUUUGCCAACGACGCUUUUAUCAAGCGCAUUAAGUGGGCGAUGACGGACAUAUUUACAAAUAUUGACCACACACCUAUUUUUGCUGAAGUCUCAUAUGCCGAAGAAACGAAUCUGGAAACAAAAAUAUUUUGAUGCCGGACUUUUUGAGAUGGAGUUCAGCAAUUAUACAAGGCGAAGACGCCACACACUUGGUAUCUGUGUAGGACAGUACAUCACAACAACCGGAAGCCAGCGUAUUAGUGGAAUGAAGAAUUAGCUGGACUAAGAAAGCUCUGCAAUUCAGCUAGACGCCGCAUACAACGUAAUCAACGUGAAGAAAAUUAAAGCAGUCUGAGAAAAGCAAAGAAAAAGCUUCUGAAGUCAGCCAUUGGCCGCAGUAAAAAGAAGUGUUUUGAAAAACAUUGUGGGGAAGCAAACGAAGACCUCUGCGGAACAGAAAAAAAAAUCUGUAUGUCAAAAUUCAAAAAUAAGGCACAACAACCAAAAAGAGCAUCUUUUAUGAGAAAUGUCGUCGGAACUUUGUUUCCAAAGCACCACAUUAUUUCUUAUGCUAAGCCUCAAACCGAAGUCGUAGAGCCACCACUCCUCAUUAGUGAAGAAGAAAUAUUGGCCAUAGCCGGAACAAUUGACGCACUAUACGAUGUCGUUGACACUGCGACAUGCGCAGGAAGUGGUAAGCGAUGGAAAGGCGGAAAAAAAUAUUGUGCGCUGUUCACCCUGGAUGUGAAGAAUGCCUUCAACUCACAAAGUGGGCAAAGUUAAUCAAGGUUCAUUAUGACAUACUCUCUUCUAAAUAUCUUAUGGAAAUUAUUAUUCGUUAUUUUGAAAACAGGCAAGAGUUACUCUAUUUCGACUGGAGUACCGCAAGGCCCAAUACUAGGCCCCUUCUAUGGAACAUAAUGUAUGAUGGGGUGCUAAGGGGACACCAACCGAUAGCUAUUAAAUUAGUUGCAUACGCAGAGUAGUAGUAGUUGCAUAGUAGAGUAGUAGUAGUGGCUAAACAUCUCGAUGACCUCCGUAGCAAAUGCAAUGAGUGCGUAAACGGUUGAGCAAAAAACAGAAGUAUUGCUCAUAAGUACAAGAAAAGUGGAGAAAAGUAUAUCUUUCACCAUAGAAGAGUGCGAGAUUCAUUUACAGCCACACCUUAAAUAUCUGGGAGGAAUAGUACACUCAAGGCUCAAAUUAAAGGACCACCUAGAACACACUGCAGGUAAACGAAUAAAAUCCUGAAUGGCUUAUCAAGAAUGAUAGCAAAUAAAGGCUGCGUGCAUUCCAGUCGGCAUUUUUUACUCCAAAGGUAAUGAGAGCGGUUGUGUUAUAUGCGGAUCCAAUAUUGAUCCAGGCGCUGGGCAUCAAAGCAUAUGCGAGACAUACAUUUAAACACAGUGCACAGUCUGUCGACACUAAGAGUUAUCAAUGCUUUCCGAACAAUGUCAAGUGAUGCUGCUGAAGUAAUAGCCAGUAUGAUGCCCAUUGACAUCCAGGAUGACGAAUACGAGCGAGUAUACAAAUCUCCAAAACCAUCUAUAGGAGCCAAAUAACUAUGGGGUAUAAGUCUUUAACGUAGUUGUUCAACGUUUUUAAUGCAGUAGUCGGUAACUUGUUUUCUUUUAACUUUCGCUUCUGCCUAUAAUUUCACUACCAGGGAUAAAGUUCACCUUUGUUCAAUAAUGACGCUGUCGUUUGAAUCUUUCUAUGUCAAUACUUCCCUAGAAAAGCGUGUAUUGAAAUGAUAAAUGUACACUGAGAUCCUGUAGUAUUCUUCGCAAGUUUUCACGCAGAAAUUUUCGCGGUUUGUUUGUCGGCCGCAGAUUAUUGGUUUUUCUUCGUCAACAUUCAGUUCUUCAGAUCUACUUGAAAAUUUAAAGCAAUGGUCUAGAGGUGAUGUUAAUAAGACAAUAAAAAAAUUAAAUUUUUUGAAACCUGUAACCCAUGUAACAACUUAAAUAUUUCCGGGAGGCAUAGUUUCCUAUUUCUUUACCACAAACAGUUGUCGUAAAAAGGGGAAUGUGUAAUCUUCAGGUAGAACCCAGGGAUUUUGACGAGAAGCUUCUUCACGUGUUCACUUUAACAUCAGAAAUUUGCAAAUGAGUUGAGAUAUUCGAGGUAAAGAUACGUCACUGCGCAAAUUCUUCGUCUUCUCCUGCUGAAAGAAACUGUCUGCUUCAGCCAUGAUACUUGAGUUGUGAUGCUGCUGGAAAUGAACCAUGCAAAACUUUUUCAUCUUCUUGCACGUUUCCUAACAGUGCAUACAAAAGAAAAAAUAUAAGUAACUAGGAGCGACCCGCCCCGGCUUCGCACGGAUGCAAUGCUGAUGCUAAAGACAUUAGAGAAAAACUGUGAACAUUGCAGUGGAUGUUGUUGCAUACACAUAGCGGCUUCGCACGGGCACUCAACAUGACAUUUACACAAAUAUUCACAAUUUUUUGCGUCGAAUUUAAAAAAAAAUAUGAAAUUUAAUUCUUAUAUAUUAUUUAAGAUUUUUUUGUACUUUUUUCAUUGUUUUAUAUUUUUUUUUUGUUUUUGUUUUUGUAUUUUUUAUUAGUGUUUUUUAUAUUUUUUUACGUUUUAAUUUUUUUGUUUAAUACAUUUCUUUUAUUUGUUUUUUCUCAAUAUCAGGUUUUUUUGUUUAUAUUUUUAAUUAUUGCAAAGAGGUCAUAAUCCCAAAAGAAAAACCUUUUAUUGUGUUAGAGCUUCCCUAUGAACUAUAUUUGAUGUUGUUUUAUUCUGUGGCAACAAAAUAAAUUGAUUUUCAGGGGCUCCGACCCGCGAUAGUCCAACAUACAUUUGACCGUGAGUAAAACAUUUCUUUCGCAGGUCGAUCCCUACUAAUUCGAAGGUUUGACCUUGGGACUUGUUAAUCGUUAAUGCGAAACAUGUUUUUACCGGAAAUUGAAGCCGUUUAAAUGGGAUUGGCAGAUCAGUCGGGAUCAUCGGUAUCCUCGGUAUAUGAGCCAGUUGACCAGCUGCUGGGCCAGUAAUAAUAGUUGCUACAAUUAAAUUGUCCUUUAACUCUUUAAUAAGCAGCCUCGUCCCAUUACACAUGUUCGGAGGGCUUAAAUUUCUUAAAAGCAUUAUUGGGAUUCCGAUUUUUAGCGACAACUCAUGUGGUGGCAGUCCAGAAGGGUUCAACGAAUUUAAAAAUUCCUGUGGAUAAUGGACUGUGUCUUCGAUAUUAGUCACAUUGUCGAUUAAUUUGUAUGUUUUAAUUUGGCUGGAGACUUUUUGAACUAUUAGAUUGUUUAUUUCAUUAACAGUAUCAUUCUUAGGAGACACUAUAGCCCUAGAACAUAGCCAAUGAAAGUCCUUUUGGUGCAAAUUCUCGAUAUCAGGGAGUAUGGAGUAUUUGACCUAGGGACUCAUCCAGAAGAAUGUCACAAUGAUCGCUUAAAUUUGGAGUGGGAAAAAUUCCUUCUCCAAGUUUUAGCAGUUGUUGUGGGAAAUCGCUGUCAGUGAUUCCACGAACAUGAGCUCUCAUAUUCGUUCGUAAUUUCAAUGUUUCAAUUGAAGCCCAUAAGGGUGACGAUUUCAAGCAUGCCUUGAUGAUAUCUGCUCGCGUACCUCUGUUAAUAACGGGGAGAGUUUGUCGAAAAUCUCCCGCAAAAACAAAAGUAAUCCCGCCCAUGACUGCAGAGGAGUUCCUUAGAUCCUGUAAGGUUCUGUUCACGGCCUCUAUAUGUAAUCAAUGAGGCGUCUUGUAGUAAUUUACCAACAGAUUGUUGCUCAAGAUUUACAGAUAGCGGAAGUUUAAAAGUAGAAUGAGCAGUUUUUCCAUCCGUCAAGAGAGUUGCAGCAUUUCCUGAGGAAGCAACUGCUAUUGCUAUCUUCCCCGAUUCUCUUAUCUUAGCAAGUAUCAAAUUAGCAAGAAACGUCUUUCCUGUUCCACCGGGUGCAUCCAAAAAGAACACUUUUCUUUUGUCUUUAAUGACGCUAUCGACUAUAGUUUCAAAAGCAUCUCUUUGAUCUGGGACUAAUUUUGGUAGGUUUUCAUUAACAAAAGCGGUCAAAUUAUUUGUAUCAUAGCGAUUGGUCAUUGUCUCUGCUCCAUUAUUUUCUGUACGAACUGAACAUGGUAAUCCAAAGUCCCUUAGGCUUUUGUCAUUUAAUUGCAUCAGUUUAUUUUCUAUUUGUAUCAGACCUUGGUUGUAAAUUUCCGCAUUGUGUCUAAUAUCUUCACAUAAAUUGUCUUUGAAAAUGUCCCAUAAUUUUAAUGGUUCCGAUGGCUGACAAAAUAAAAGUAUGACUACAAACAAUUCUCUCAGUUUUUGUGAACAUUGAGAAAGCUCUCUUCUCUCAGAGUAUUUUCCCAAUGGUCAUCGUUUUCUAGCAAACCUCUAGCACGGCAAGCAGCUUGAUAUGUUUCUUUGAGAACUCCGUCAACGGUUUUCAAGUACUGGAAUGAGGUUGGGCCCCGUACGUGAUGUAGCAACAUCCUAAGAUAGAAACACUCGGAUUGAGAAGGAUGGACACAGUAGACUCUGCCUAAUGCUGCAUCUUUUUUUAUUCCUGGAUGGCCAACUACGUUCUCACCACGCUUCCUUCUUGUGAACUUAUUAUUGGCCCAUGUAUAGUAUUGCGGGACUUCGUGGUAUAGAAGUGUUUUUGCGAAUUCAUCUUCAUUACAUAGCUCAAAAAAAGCCAGCAAAGUUGGCUGUUCGAUAAAUAACCAACCUCAACGUGAAGCUAGCGGCACAUCUGAAAAAAAAGUUUCUACUUCAAAUUGCGCAUAUUAUAAUAGCUACUCGCCAAAAUUUCAGAAAUUUAUCUUGCGCAAUUAUCUGUUGACAGUCGUUUUUGUGAGUCUAUUUCGGUGAUUUCCCCAAAAUGGAAAAAAUUUAAUAUCGAGCUGUAAUUAAAUUUUUAUUUUUGAAAGGCAAUACGCCUUCACAAAUCAAAGAUGAGUUGGACUCUGUGUAUGGUGACUCUGCACCAUCGUUUACCACCGUAAAAUUUUGGGCAGCUGAAUUUAAACGUGGUCGCAGGAGCUUGGAAGAUGAUGAACGUCCUGGGCGUCCAAAAACUGUAACCACUAACGAUAACAUCGCUAAAGUUCAUCAAUUGGUACUAGACGACCGCCGGAUUAAAGUUAGGGAAAUAGCUGAGAUUAUGAAGAUGUCAAAAGAAACUGUUUGUCACAUAUUAAACCAAUAUUUGGGCAUGAGAAAGCUGUCCGCGCGUUGGGUGCCGCGUUUGCUUACGCUAGACCACAAACGUGCGCGCAUGAACAUUUCCAGCGCUCUGUUGGCUCAGUUUAGAGGCAAUAAGACCGAGUUUUGGCGACGAUUGAUAACUGUAGACGAAACUUGGAUUCAUCAUUAUACGCCCGAAACAAAAAUCUAAUCUAAACAGUGGAUUGAAAAGGGGGAACAGGACCCAAAAAAACCUAAAGUGAUGGCGAGUGUUUUUUUGGGACAGCCAUGGAAUUAUUUUUAUCGACUAUCUUGAAAAAGGAAAAACUAUAACAGGAGCUUACUACGCAUCAUUAUUAGACAAUCUAAAGGAAGAAAUUUCGAAAAAUCAGCCACAUUUGUAAAAAAAGAAAGUCUUGUUCCACCAAGACAACGCACCAUCUCACACCUCAACAGUCGCCAUGGCGAAAAUCCACGAAUUGCGGUUCGAACUGCUUGACUAUCCACCUUAUUCACCGGAUCUAGCACCAAGCGACUUUUUUUUGUUUCCUCAACUUAAAACUGCGCUCGGCGGCCAGAGAUUUUCGUCAAAUGAGCAGGCAAUCUCUUUCAUGAACUCGUAUUUUGCAGACAAAGACGCCAAGUACUAUUUGGAAGGGUUGCGGAGAUGGGAGCAUCGCUGGGCGAAGUGUGUGGAGUUACAAGGAGACUAUGUAGAAAAACAAAAAAAAAUUUUGAAAAAGUCUCGUGCAUCAUGGUUAGGUCGGUUAUUUAUCGGACAGCCCUCGUAUUCUGCCGUUUCUGCGGUAAAAUACACCCUUUGGCCAUUUUCUAAGUGAACAGCUAGCUGCAAGACUGUAGGAUGUCGCUCGUGGAUCGAAAAUUCCAAUAUUCGCCAGGCAGCUUCGGAAGUACUUAUGUAGCGGCCAUUCACGUAGUUUUCUACUUCAUCAUUUGGGUUUCUGACGCCAAAUGUGGCUUGAUCCGAUCCUUUAUUUAUGUAUUUACAAAUGUAUUUGAUGGCUUGAACUGAGUGACAGUACUCAACAUUUGUGUGAGCAUUGAACGUCCUGCACAAAAGUGGAGAAUAAGGGACAAUCCAGCUAUUAUCUAUAGUGAAAUUACUGCUUCUGAUAUUGAGCGAAGCGCUCUGACCUCCAUUUGCGGCAUCACGACGACGAUAUACUGGAUAUCCGUGAUCUCCGGUUUGAGUUUCGUUGACCAAACGUCGCGGGUAUUUUUUUGUGCAAAUUCCGUUUUUCAUACAUGUUGCUGUUAAGUUAUGUUCUCCGCAUGGUCCGUGCACCAUAUUUUUAGUUACGAUAUCGUACAAUAUUGGAUCGUUUUGUUAGUUGGGAAGUUCCGCAACUAUGACCCUAUCAAUUUCGUCUGGUUGGAUUUUUAUCUCUAGCCAAAACAGCAUAUGACAGUGUGGUAAACCUCGCUUCUGCCACUCCACACUCACCAUGUAACAUUUCACUUUGCCGAAUAUUUCAUCUUUGUUGAAUAAUUUUAUGAAUUUCUUCAUUUUUAAGUGAAACACCCUUGAAAUGAUGUCAUGACGAUCGAAAGAUCGCUGACCAGGUAGUAGUUCCGCUUUAAUUUCAGGCCAUUCAGGAUUGCACGUAAACGUGACAAAUAAGUCUGGUCUCCCGUAGUUUCGGACAUACGUCAUCGCGUCUUGUGUUUUUUCAUGCAGGUAACGUAGAGAACCUGUAAAUGAAGAUGGUAAGAUUACGCGCUGACCGAUAUUUGAUGGGUCAACAUUUCCUUCUUGAUUUAAAGCGUCUCUGAGAUGAAUGUAUUCUUCAGCCCUUAGUCUCUGUUGGUUACGACAUAUGUAAUUCAAUCGUUCCGAUAUCAUUUUUGCCAUCAUAUCGACAAUAUAUUGGCUAAAUAAGUCCCUGUAAUAAUGUAAUGGAUUAAAACUGUUUGCUCUAACCAUCAACCUGAAUGCAUAAAAUUGCAUGCACGUCACAGUUUUGUUACGCGCUGUACCUUCCUGUGGAAUGGUUAAAUAAUAACCGUCUUCUCCUUUAACGAACAUUAAGGGAUACUGUAGUGGAUCAUAUGAUCGAUGUAACUCGGAUACCAUUUUAAGUUGGCCGUCUCUUCCGUGCAGCACUAUGUCUCUGGGGCCUUUUUCUUCGUCAACCAAGAGAACAGCUACCUCGUUUACAGCUGGAGAAUUGUAUCUACCCGCGUGAGCAGUCUGCGGUGGGCGGUCGGAAAGAAUAAUUAGCUUUAAAUUAUCCGAAGAGUUGCGUUCAAUAUUUUGUUUAAAGCUUCGUAUAUAUACGUUGUGGCUUUUCAGUGCUGUCUGUAGUUCAUUAAUUAAAUCUAUUUUUAGCGUUGGAGCUAUGUUUGCCCUCAUCGAUAGCUGAUCUGCGUCUGAAAUAAAAUAUGUCUGUAAGCAUUUUGGAUUUUGGCCUGAUGGUGGUAAAAGGCUACCAAUAAGAUGAUAUACCUGGCCCUCUAUUUUGAAAGUUGGCAUAAAAUUACCUUCUCUUAUUUCUUUGGCGCCAAACGAAGUCAUUUGAAAAAUGCUAUUGUGCUUACGGAUGUUGGUUAGGAAAUGUCUAGAUAGCGAAUGAUUAUUUGUCAAAAGAUUUUUUAUUGGCUGUGGUGGUUCUUGAAUAUUGGGGAUAAUAACUUUUCCAGAAGCACAACACAUACCAUUAGUUUCAUCGACCCAUUUUUUGGCAGAACACUUAGGGCAAAUCUUAUUCAUGUCGCCGAUUUGGACGGAAGACUGUUGAGCAUAAUCAAUCUGUGGAUCGUAUUUAAAAGCCGAUCUGUUACUGUGAGCUACAACUCGAUUGCGAACUCUAGCUCUUGAAGUCUGUUGUCGUUCUCUCUGGUCUUGAAGGCGUUGGGAACGCUCAGAGCUUGAUUCCCUAGUGCGGGAUUGUAUACUUCUGAAAUUUUGCUCUUCAAGCCGCUGCAAACGCUCAGUACUUGACUCUCGCGCGUGCACAUGAGAAGUUCUUAAAUUUUGUUCAGCUAGGCGCUGCGAACGCUCAAGACUGGACUCCCGCGCGCGUCUUUGAGAGGUUCUCAUGUUUUGUUCAGCGAGCCGUUGCGAACGCUCGGUACUCGACUCUCUGGCACGCGAUUGCGCCACAUAUUCUCUCUGACUUAAAAGACGAUUUUCAGUUUCAGAUGAAGAUUCUUUGUUCCUGGCAUGGGAAUUAUUUCUAGAAAGUUGAGAUCUUGAUCUUUUGGGCAUUUUUUUUUUAAAUGAUAAAAGAAAAAAACGCCUUUAAACUAAUCUUUGAGGUUCUUACAACUACCUACUAUAACAACAUACAAAACUACAACCUAUUUAUUAAAAUUAAAUCAUAAAACUUAUUCAAUUCAUUCCUUAGGAUAACUAAAUGUACAAUAUCUGUGCUAUAUAUAUGGGUCUAGAUCUGAAAAGAACUUUUUGAAUGGGUUUAGUUACCUAAUAAACGAAGUAUUAUCAAGCGACAAAAUAUUAUCAAGCGACAAUUUUUUUUAAUUCCGCACACGACCAUUCAGUAGGGAGCCGACCGCGCGAGUGAUCUUAACCAAAGAAUGUAUAAUAACACUGCAUAUACAUAUAAUACAUAUGUACAUUAUUGCAACAUUGAGAUCAACAUUCUCAUUGAAAUCAGUAUUCUCAUUUCACCUAUUCUUAUUUUGGCGCAAUUUCACCCAAUCCAGGGCAUUGAAUUUUUGCAUUCAUAUUGACAUUGACAUUUUUCAUGUUCUUUAUUAAUGUGGUGUAGUUUGUCGUGUUCCUUCAUAAAGUGGUGGAAAAUUUGGGUAGAGGAGUAUAUAUCGCUUUUAUUGUACGUAUACCACAAAAAAUUCUCUACUUCCAAAGUUGGCUUUGGUGCUGUGUGCUUAGCUGAUCAACAUUUUGCAACUCCAAAUAUUUUGUUCGGGUUCAAAGCCUACAUGCACUUCUAAAAUAUGUAUAUAUUUUUUGACUUUUUUGUUUUUUUAUUUCCAUUUUAAUUACUAUUUAUUUGAUUAUUUGCCCUAUAAUUAUUUUUUUGUAAUACACAUUAUUUAAAUUUUCCCUUAUGCGCAUUAUCAAAGAACAUCUGCGUGGGCAAUUUCUAUAGAGUUGUAGGUGUAGUUUCUCUGAUACAUUUUCUGUUCUCAUGUUCCUUUAUAUCGUGGUGCACGCAAUUGGCAAGUUCCCUUAUAGAGUGGUAAACAUUGGCUUGCUUCCCCUUUUGAAUGGUGUGUUCCUUCAUACUGUUCGAAAUUUUUUCGAUUACUCUUCGAAAUUUUUUCGAUGUUCCCUAAUGUCAAAUAACAUUUUAGCACAGCUAACAUUUGCUCCUUCUUAUUAUUAUAGUUACAUACAUUCUUUGUCUUAACCCUGACGCCUACAACUCUACAACGCAUAGUUCGCCGCCGAGCGACUUUUAAAAAUUUUUAACUCGUGAUAUCUUUUGAAUGGAAUGUCAGAAUCUAAUAAUUCAAAAAGUUUUAUAAAGGUUUUGUAGCGAUCUUAAAUAAUAAAUCAUUUAUUUCGAUAAGGAUCAAUACUAAGGUAUAAAUAAAGAGCCUUUUCAAGUAGUGGUAUUUUAAUUAAUUUUUUUAUAUAAAAUCGCUUAUUGUGACAAAACUAUAAUAGUUAGAGGUAUGUACGUUUUUUGUAGAUAAUGAUAAGUUCUACAAAAUUGUAGUACAUCACUUUGUUAUAUCUUCAAUUGUUUUCGCAGCAUUCGCGAUUAAAGAAAGUUUUUUGGUAUUUUUUUUACAUUAUCGGAGUUUUGGUAAGGAACCCUAUUUUUUUUUAACUAAAUAUAGCCUAUGUCACUCAGGGAUAGUAUAGCUUUCCAACGGUGAAAGAAUUUUUCAAAUCGGUUCAGUAGUUUCGGAGCCUAUUCGAAACAAACAAACAAACAAACAAAAAACAAACAUUUCCUCUUUAUAAUAUUAGUAUAGAUUACCAUUUCAGUGUUCAUUGAUUUUGAUAUUGUUGUUUCUUCAAGAUAAGUUUUCACUGCAAAAAACACGCCCUGUCAGCUUUUGCCUUUUCUAUGUUGGAAAACUUGGAGGAUAAAACGCGAAGAAUAUAUCAUUCGAAUGCAGCAUCUUUUUCAAGUUCUCUAUCAAGCCUCGUAGUUUCAUAUUUAGCACUUUCAGUUACGGAGCAUGCGUUGCUACAAUUUGUAACUACAGUGGUAUCUUAGCAUUGUUUAUUAUAUUCAAACUUGGAAACGGUCUUUAAUUUUGUUUCUGAAUUAAAAUGGCAAAUUUCUUGAUUAUAUUUCUGUUCCUUUACUAAAUUAGAAAUGGGGGACAUUCCCUGAAUCCGGGAGUAGUAUAAAUUUAAACAAUUCAAGACUCAACGUUUGGAUGAAUGCACUCAACAAUAUGUUUAACAAGUGCAAUCGAACAUUAUACUCCCUUGCAACUUACAAGAAUCAAAGCCAGGGAAAUACUUUAAGGUGUAAAACCAAUCACAUAUGUAUAUAGAAUGAAGUAAGCUGGGUGUUCUAAAAUAAUGAUAUUAGUUAUAUAGGGACUAGGCCAAGUUUUCGCUCAAAUAUAUCUAUUCUCAGCACAAAGAUACACUGCUAUCAAUGAAACAUGCUCACUUACAAGGUGUGUUCCAAAGUAAGAAAGACUUAAAAAAAUAACCUUACAAACGGUAAAAUCUAUUUAUUUUAUUCAAAAUAGUCUCCUUCUGCUUCAAUACAGCUUUUGCACUGUCCAAAAGCAUGUUAAACGAGUAUUUCGGCUCAUUGGUAUAGCCGCCAGUAAGCCAGUGCAAGCCUUUUGUAUAGCCUCUACGUCACUUUCCUUUCAUGGGCAAAUGCAUUUUUCCGAAAAGGAAGAAAUCGCACGGUGCCAUAUCUGGUGAAUGGUCAAAACGUGGUUUUUGUCAAAUAAUCAGUAUCGAAUGUUGGAUUCUGAGCAAUUUUUGGUCGUCCGUCAAUUUGUGCGGAACAAACCGUGCACACACCUUUCGUAAGCCCAAAUGUUCAGUCAGAAGGCGAUAAAUCGAUGUUUUGUAGAUGUUCAAUUGCAUUUCCUUGAAUUUCAAUGAUGAUUUUGGCUGAUUUUUGAUGAAGGCACAGUUUCGAUGGAAUUUCCGAUGAUCACAAAUUUUAAUUGGCCCACAUGUGGAUCGUCAUUUAUGUCCUCACGACCACUUUUGAAACGUUGAAACCACUCGUGCACUCUGCUAGGGAAUAGGCAAUCAUCGCCAUAAACUUGUUUGAUCAAUUGAAACGUUUCGGUAAAAGUUUUAUCAUUUUUAAAACAAAAUUUAAUGUUGGCUCUUUGUUCGAAGCUCAUUUUCGCACCAAUAACAUAAACACACUGACACUUAAAACGCAAUAACUUCACUUCCAGUCAAUUAAAUGUCAUGAAAUUCUUGCUGGACAAUCGAUAAAGAUAGCAGAUUCUGACGCACUAGUCGGCAUAUAGAUGGCGCCACCAGGGCGCUCUAGAUUCCUGUUUACUCUGGAACGCACCUUGUAUUUUCAUUAUGAUAACUCAAAAAUUGGGCGAUUUAAUGCGGUACAAAGUCACUCCAAAAUUCGAAAAUCCUUAUAUUGAGUUUAUGGGGACUGAGGGAAGUAAUAGUUUGAUUCAACCAAUUUUAUACACACAUAUACCAAUAUAAAAGAUGGAUUAAUCCCUUAAUUUUAGUUGUAUGUAUAUAUCACACACUGACCGACAUUUUCGAUCAAAAUUCAAAUGUAGGUACUGGGGACUAAAUAUUCGAUAUUAGUGCAAAACUUCAUCCCGUUAUACUAAUGCUUUUUGAUUUGUGUAUUGGAAACUGAACGAAUCAAAUGGAAUUUAAAAUUGUGCUAUAUGGGAAGUAGGCGUGGUUAUGUCCGAUUUUGCUCAUUUCACAACGUGACAUAAGAAUAUAAAAAAAAAUGCCACGUACCAAAUUUUGUCGAAAUCGGUAAGUGGGGUCCCGAGAUAUUGGAUUUCAUCCAAAAUUGGGGGCCACGCCCAUCGUUCAAUUUUCACUCAUUGCUACUGCGAUACUCUGUACUAAAUUACAGUUUUAUUAUCUUAUUAUCUUAAUUUAUCUUAUCUUAAUUUAUGUGUUUUCGGUUACUGGUUACUGUUUCUGGUUACUGGUUUGUGGGCGUGGCAGUGGUCCGAUUACGCCCAUCUACGAACUGGAAUAUUUUUUUGUACUAAGAAACCCACAAACCAAGUUUCAUCUAGAUAUCUCAAUUUAUACUCAAGUUACAGCUUGCACAGACAGACGGGCGUACGGAUAGACAGACAGUCAACCGGAUUUCAACUUUUCUCGUUAUCCUGAUCGUUUAUAUAUAUAUAACCCUAUAUCUAUCUUGCUUAGUUUAAGGUACAACCGUUAGGUGAACCAAACUAUUAUACUCUGCAGCAACUGGAUGCAAGAGAUAAAAAGAAAAACACGAAGCAAUAAUUAUCGCUGAUAAAUUGCUUUAAUAGAAGCACUUCCGCAAUGAAAUGACCGCAUAAAUCGCAUAACAACAUGACAAUUUGACAGCUCAAUCUUAAAAAAAUUUCAAUUUGACACAAACAUUCAUUAUUAAUAUUUAUUGAAUUCAUUUGUUACAAAAACAGGAUAAAUGAAGAACCGCUCAACCGAUUUUGUGUAAACUCCUCAUAAAAAAUCUAAAAAAUAGCCCGAACAAAGCAAAAACGUUUGGGUUAGAUAGGUUAGCUCGUUCCUAAGUCAUAAAAUUACAAUGAGAAUUGGCACUAAUUUUUAUAUAUUGGGUGGCGCAGAAGUUAUCCUCCUAUCAGAAGAUGCUAUAAAUUUUGCAAAUGACCUCUAAUGUCAGUUCUGUUUUGACAUUUGUGUAGUUAACACAUGCGAAAUACACGUAAAUAAACAAUGGUACGCUACACUGGGUGCCACAACCGAUAUGCUGAAGGAUGCAUUUCCCGGGCGCCUAUUUCCCGCCCGUUUCUUCUCCUUCCCGCUGCUUGGCGCCAAUUGAGAUUCUAAGCGAAGCCAGGUCUUUCUUCAACUGGUUUUUCCAAAAGAGUGGAAGUCUUCAUAUUCGUCUUCUUUUGCCGCCGGUUACUGCGUCAAAUACUUUCUGGGCUGAAGCGUUUUUGUCUGUUCGGACGACAUGACCUAGUCAGCGUCCAUGUCGUCGUUUGAUUCAUACAGCUCAUCUUUCGGGUUCGCCUUCUCCUGGCGUUAUGUUUUCACUGCCACUCAGCAGGCUGGAGAAGUAUUCUCUCCAACUUUUAGUAUGCUCUGGGCAUUGGGCACAAGAUCACCUCUGGGGGUUCUACAAGAGUAUGCUUCAGUCUUGAAAUCUUCCGUUAGGCGUGGGCGCAAAUUAGCGAUAUGUUGAAGAACUUCGUUUUUUUGCGGAUUGUAGCUAGACGUUCAUCCACAGGGGUGAAUGCCAGAAUUUGCCGGCGUGGUCUCUAUUCCAUCGCCAAUCACACAGAAAUUUUCACUGCUUUAUAUGGACACUGUAGUAAAUGCCGCAAGGAUCUACAAGUCUCAGUCCUUGUCCCAUACAUCGCAUUAUUGGAUGGCGGUGAUGUGAGCCUUUACUUUUACGAAGACAUAAACUAUCUGAUUAGUGGCAGCUUCCCAAUUUAAAUUCAAGAAAUAAUAAAAUAAUGGUUAUGUCAUAUUGAAUCAUGUUAUAACUCAUUAAUCGAAACAAAGUUGAGCGUGUCGGUCGUGCGAAGGUUUUAAAGCAGAUUAUUAAAAAAUAAUUAUAAUACUUAGAAGAUAAAUUAAAAAAAAAUAAUAAUAAAAAAAUAAUAAUUACACAGUUUUACGAACAAAUAGUGAAAUAAAAAAAAAAAAUAAAAAUUAAAAAAUAUUUUGCUAUUGUACCGCUAGGAAAGAAAAAAAUUUGUUGAACUACCGAGAUCAGCUAUUUCUAAAUAUAGGGAUGGACAGUUUUUUAGCCCGCAAAGUGCAAACGAGGGAUAGAUGAGGUGAAUAUCAGCUUACGGAACGAAGGGCAUAAAAAUCAAUUACAUCCCUCCAAAACUUGAUGUUCAUCGCAGAAUAGUUGCGACAAUACUGAUAUUGUACACAAAUUAAAGAGAGGAAAUUUAGUUCAUAUCGGAAUCGUAAAAUUGUGUGAACAAAAAGUGGUACAAAUAUUUUACAGGUUUUAGAGAUUCGUAUUAAUAUUUGUUUUUAUUUACCUUUGUAUGGUAGAAAAUUCUAAUCACUGUUAGGAAAAAAGUAUAUAAGUUAUACUUGUAUCUAUUUUAUUCAAUAAGAAAACAACACAUUUUAAAACUUUACAAUACUAUAUUGUUGCUCCUAUUUUGUUCAAUUCAAUAGGGGUAUUCAGACCAGCCUUGUUAAUUCGUUAGUCGUUAUUCGGUAAUUUUUUACAUGUAUUUUGUUUUUGUAAAAUUAACAGACUAACGUUCUACCGAGUAACGAACUAUCCAUCUGGCAAGCUUGAUAAUUGUUUCGUUACUCAGUAAUAUCACAUCAGCUGUUCUCCUGCUCCUCUGUACAUCAAUUUAAAGUACUUACCAGUAAUAAAUUUGAUCUGCUCCACAUAAUUUUCAGUAAAAUGACCAACAAUUUUUGAUUUUGCACUUUGUUGAGGCAUUUUUACUCUUUAAUAAAGUUGAAUCAGCUGUUUCGGAAUAAAAUUUACCACACUACCAAGGUAGAGCAAAAAGCAUGUUCACAGUUAAGCCUUUUAACGAAGUAUCAACUAACGAAUUACCAAAUUAACAGGCUUCUGUCUGAAUACCCCUGUUUAAAUGAGUUAAGCACCCCCCCACUUUAGCCGGAAAAAGUAGCACACACUAAUACUUGACGACACCACACUCACAUACAAGGCAACUCACCACACUUGAACAUCCACCCACUCAGCAUAAGGGAUGGUCCCCUGAGCAGAUUCAACUCAUUCGCCAUACACACCUUUCGCCAACACAUUCGAUCUAUACAAGCCGCACAUUUACAUUCGUUUGAUACACGAUUCCAUACUGCGCCUGUCGACACCGUCUUUCGUUUUUUGUUUGCUUCGAUCGACAUCGUUCCACCCGCGCCGACUUGCAGCGAUCCAGCAUACUAAUUAAACUAUUGUUUUGUAAACAAAAUAUCAUUUUAAAUAAAUUGUGCAUUUUAAAUUCUCAAAGACAUCUUUUAUUUUUUAAAGACUCGCCCGAGUGUGAGUGCAAAUUGACACUUUAAGAUAGUACAGUGAUUUGUUUUAACCCAUAAAUUGGGUCAACAUUAAACAUGGUCCUUCGAGCCUCAAAGACAGGCACGAUAUUCUAACAGCCACAUAACUAAUAUCUGAAAUAAAUUCGUAAGAAAAAUAAGAACAGCUGAAAGAGUGGACUAAAUGCAAAAAACAAAAAGUGGAACAGUGCAGGGUAUACAUACAUACGUAUAAAUUUAUUUAAUUUAGUGGUACAUAAAUGUACAUACUUAGAUGCAGAUAUACAUAUGUUGCGGUGAACAAAAAAUAAAAAAAGGUGCAGUGAACCUAACAACAUAAUAUCAAAAGUCCAGUGGCGAACAAAAACAAACAAAAAAAAUUAUAAUAAUAUGUACAUACGUACAUACGAGUGCAUCCAGUAGAAACCCGAUUAUCCGAGUCAAAUAAAACCAGGUUGUGCAGUGCAAAAACAAAAAAGUGCAGUGAACAAGCAGAAAAAAAAACGAAAUACAAAACUGCAAAGAGCGAGCGCGAACUAUCAAACAGCUUAUGCAAAGAAAACAGCAACAAACAAACGCGAGUUGCGUCGUCAAACGACUCCACCACUGUCAAAAAACGACAAGUAUUUUUUAAGUAUUUUUUUUAUUCCUACAAAAUGUAAGUUGAAUCUUCAGAUUCAACUACAUACAUGCAUAAAUAUAUAAUAUGCAUAAACAAGCAUAUAUUUUAAAUUCCAAAUGAAAUCAAAUACCAUUGUUUUUAUUUGAUAUGUUUAUUUAAGUUAUGCCGGGUCGUUGAUGCUGAGGAAUGUCAAGUCAGCACAACGGCUUCAAGUAAAUGUAGCAAGUAAGAUUUGUAUAAAGAAUAAGAGAAUUAAUAAUAAACUGGACGGCAAGCCGCACUGUACGGUGAAACCGGAGUUUCAUUCAUUUAAAACAUUUUCUGUGCAUUCGCAGGAAAUCGUAAUUGGCGCAGUCGGCUUUUGUAAGAACCAAGUUUUUGUUUGACCGCGACCGAAAAUUGAACGCAAAUAAAUAUAUGAAAAAAAAAGGAUUAAAAGUAAAAAAUAAAUAUAGAAACAUUAAUAACUUUCCGUGAUAAAAUUGAAAGGUGAAACAAUUCUUCUUCAGCAAAUAAAAAUAUGAAAAAAAGCAUUAAAAGUAAUAAAUAAAUAUAGAAACAUUAAUAACUUUCCGUGAUCAAAUUGAAAGGUGAAACAAUUCUUAUUCAGCAAAUAAAAAUAUUUAAAAAAUAAAAAUUUAAAAAAAUAAGCAAGAAUUUGGAGUAAAAGUGAGGCAAGAAUAACAACAACAGGGGUAGCAGCAAACUCAACAAAAACAGCAACAACAUUAACAAUAACAACGACACCAGUAACAGUAACAACAAAACAACAACAAAACCAGCAGCACCAACAGCAAGGAAAAAUAAUAUUUAACUAAUAAUUUAAGUAGUAGUUUUAUUUGAAGUCAUUACUUUCUUUGUAAAAAAAAAAAAAAAAAAUAGUCAACGCAGAAAUUAUACUCACUAUAUGUUUCAAUCAAUUCAAAAACAAUAAAGUUAGAAAAAGAAACGAACAAACGAGAAAAGAAACAAGCUAACAGAGUUGCAAUUGUUUUAUAAUUUUUGUUGCAAAAAUAAAAUAAAAAUUAAAAAUAAAAAAUAUGGCAGAGCAAAUAGAAAUGCUAACUCGAUGCUUGGCAUCUUUAACACAGAUAGCUGCACAAAAUGCAGCAAUAAAUCAACUUACAAUUAGGCAAAGAGUCGAAAAAGACUUAAGAUAUGUAUCUCCCUUUGAAGGAAUUGUAAAAAAAUUGCCAUCUUUCAUUGAAGCAGUUGACAGGGUACGAAGGGACUAUGUAGGACAGGAAGAAAUAGUAUUCAGGGUUAUUUAUGAUUUGAAAAUUGGUGGAUCAGCAAAAAAUUUUUUGCAAAUAAACCCACCUGAAAAUUGGGAAAGUUGUAAAACUAAAUUAAGGCAACAUUAUAGACCUACAAAAAAUCAAUUAAUGAUCACGAAAGAAAUUUCGAUUCUGAAAGUAAAUAGUAUAGCUGAAUUAAGUAAAAGAUUAAACGAAAUCGUGGAUGACAUAACAGAAUAUAGUGCACUAAGCGAAAAUGGUGACACUAUGAGAGAAAUUUUUUCAGGGAUGCUAAUUCAGCGAAUAAAACAAUUAGCAUCAGGGACAUUCGCAUAUACAGUGCAAUCGGUCACAUCAUUAACGGAAAUGGCGAAUGAAAUUUAUAAAUUUAUUGGGUUGGAUGAAGGCAAUCUAAAUCCUUAUCUAAAAAAAGGGGGAAACAACUUUCAAGCUAAUACCAAAAAUAAUGGUGUUAAUAACAAAAAUUUUUAUUCAGGACAAUAUCGUUCACAAAAUCAAAAUCUUUCUGAACAACAGUAUCGUCCACAAUCCGGACAACGUCAAAUAAACCUUCAUCGACAACAAUCCAAUCAAACAAGACAGCCUCGAUGGCAAAAUCGUACAAACUAUUCAGAACAAGUUCGAACAAAUCCAAAUCAUUAUAAUUAUUCACAACAGCAAAGAAAUUCAGUAAAUAGUAGACAAAAAGUACAAAAUAGGGGACUAGAACCCAUGGACGUGGACACAAUGAGUAGGAGAGGUGAUCCACAAGAAUCAAACACGAACGAGGAGUUUUUUACAAAUUAGCCUCGAAAUCAUCAAACAAAAUUAUAAUAAUAUUAACAUUUUUUGAGAAAAAAUUUUAUGCUUUGGUCGACCCAGGUUCAACCAUAAGUAUAAUGAAGAAAUCGAGUUUCGAAAAAUUUAAAUUACCAGUGCUUGAAAGUGAAAGCACUUUGGUGAAUACUUUAAACGGGAUAAUUAAAACGCCAAAUGUUAAAGCCCUUGUCCCAAAGAAUUUAAAUACCCGGAAAACGCAAAAAUGAGAUGGUUAUUAAUGGAUUUUAAUAAACCAUAUGAUUUGUUAAUCGGAAAUGAUUUCCUUUUUAAAAAUGUUAAAACCAUUGAUAUCGAAAAAAUGACAAUAAUUUUGAAAAAUGGUGUGAAUCUUCCAUUCUAUAUGAAAACUAUGCAAGAGCAAGUUUAUUCAUUAGAUAUAAGUAAAGUAAAGAACAUCAACCUCGAUCAUUUAAAAUAAAAUGAGAAAAAGGAAAUCGAAAAAUUAUUAAAGCAUUUCAAUAAACUUAUCUAUAAAGAAGGGGACAAGCUCACAAAUGCAAAAGCAAUAGUUCAUGAAAUUAAAACAGUUACGGAUCAACAAAUAAACUCAAGAAUUUAUAGAUUACCUCC